Molecule: messenger RNA, 399 nt
Organism: Vitis vinifera (wine grape)
Lineage: Eukaryota; Viridiplantae; Streptophyta; Magnoliopsida; Vitales; Vitaceae
Product: blue copper protein 1a-like
Exons: 2
Coding region: 1-399 (132 amino acids)
Cellular component (GO): plasma membrane
Molecular function (GO): electron transfer activity
Source: RefSeq, a predicted model, not a curated record
AUGGGCACUUUAACCAUCAAGUAUGCACAUCGACGAAAGGGAGAGUCUUCGCAAUUGUUCAAGCUGCUAAAAGUCCUGUUAUCAAUUCUCAUACAUUCAGUCUUCAAAUACACGGCGGGGCGGCACAAUGUCUUCAAAGUGAAUGGUACCGUCUUCACGAACUGCACUAUACCACCACCAAAUGAAGCUCUUACCACUGGAAAUGAUGUGAUUACACUGGCCACCCCUGGAAGGAAGUGGUAUAUUUGCGGUGUAAACGACCAUUGUGCCAACUACGGACAGAAGCUUGCCAUCACUGUGCUGGAAGAGUGGGCGUCUCCUGCACCGGCCCCCUCCCCCUCCACCACCACAGCACCAGCACCCAGUUCUGCUUAUGGGAUCUCGGUGUCUGGGUAUUAG